This is a messenger RNA of Hermetia illucens (black soldier fly), 543 nucleotides long. It is a transcript of the gene SmD2, whose product is annotated as probable small nuclear ribonucleoprotein Sm D2. The transcript is spliced from 2 exons. Gene Ontology annotation, biological process: RNA splicing; spliceosomal snRNP assembly. Gene Ontology annotation, molecular function: RNA binding. NCBI's taxonomy places the organism in Eukaryota, Metazoa, Arthropoda, Insecta, Diptera, Stratiomyidae. Gene Ontology annotation, cellular component: U5 snRNP; U2 snRNP; catalytic step 2 spliceosome. The coding region runs from base 116 to 475 and encodes 119 amino acids. The record is from RefSeq and is a predicted model, not a curated record.
UCGCUAUUGAAAUCAACUUCUGUUCAGUGGAUGAUUAAGUUUGUUAGAAGCGUGACAGGUUAAGUUUCGCUGACAUUCGAUAAUCGUGUGUUGCUUAUAGUUAUUUAACAGAAUAAUGGCCCUCGUCAAACCAAAGUCUGAGCUGACUCCCGAGGAAUUGGCGCGUCAGGAGGAAGAAGAGUUCAACACCGGCCCACUCUCCGUACUCACCCAGUCCGUGAAAAACAACACUCAGGUCCUUAUCAACUGCCGAAACAACAAAAAGCUGCUCGGACGUGUGAAAGCCUUCGACCGGCACUGUAACAUGGUUCUUGAAAAUGUAAAGGAAAUGUGGACAGAGGUGCCGCGAACGGGAAAAGGAAAGAAGAAAGUGAAACCCGUAAACAAAGAUCGUUUCAUUUCGAAGAUGUUCCUGCGAGGCGACUCUGUUAUCCUCGUCCUACGCAACCCGCUGGCGACAGCAGCUGGCAAAUAAUAACAAGGAAUUUUGGAUACUUUUGUAUGAUUUAUUUUAAGUAUUAAAUAAAAAAAAGUAUAAGCGGA